GCGGGCAGUGCCGGCGGGCGGCGGCGGCGGCGGCGGCGGCAUGGGCACCCGGCAGACCAAGGGCAGCCUGGCGGAGAGAGCCAGCCCCGGCGCGGCGCCCGGCCCCCGCCGCGAACGGCCCGACUUCUGGGCGUCGCUGCUGCUGCGCGCCGGGGACAAGGCUGGGCGCGCGGGCGCCGGCGCGGGGCUGCCCCCCUACCACCGGCGCGUCGGCAUGGUCCAGGAGCUGCUGCGGAUGGUGCGCCAGGGCCGGCGGGAGGAGGCGGGGACGCUGCUGCAGCACCUGCGCCAGGACCUGGGCAUGGAGUCGACCUCUCUGGACGACGUUCUGUACCGCUAUGCCAGCUUCAGGAACCUGGUGGACCCCAUCACACACGACCUCAUCAUCAGCCUGGCCCGCUACAUCCACUGCCCCAAGCCGGAAGGCGACGCCCUGGGGGCCACCGAGAAGCUGUGCAGGCAGCUGACUUACCACCUCAGCCCCCACUCCCAGUGGAGGCGGCACCGGGGGCUGAUGAAGAGGAAGCCGCAGGCUUGCCUCAAGGCUGUCCUGGCCGGGAACCCUCCGGACAACACGGUGGACCUGUCCGGCAUCCCGCUCACCUCGCGUGACCUGGAGCGGGUGACCAGCUACCUGCAGCGCUGCGGGGAGCAGGUGGACAGCGUGGAGCUGGGCUUCACGGGCCUCACGGACGACAUGGUGGUGCAGCUGCUGCCGGCGCUCAGCACACUGCCCCGCCUCACCACGCUGGCUCUCAACGGCAACCGGCUGACGCGGGCCCUGCUGCGUGACCUCACCGACACCCUCAAGGACCCCAGCAAGUUCCCCAACGUCACGUGGAUCGACCUGGGCAACAACGUGGACAUCUUCUCGUUGCCCCAGCCCUUCCUGCUCAGCCUGCGCAAGCGCUCCCCGAAGCAGGGCCACCUGCCCACCAUCCUGGAGCUGGGCGAAGGCCCGGGCGGCGGGGAGGAGGCCCGGGAUGGGGCAGCGGGUCAGGACCCGGGGGGCGGCCCCCGGGAUCCUGCCGAAGACCUCGAAGGCAGGGAGAGCGUAGGCACAGUUCAGACAUGACACAGAAGUAGGGGGCCCGGUGGAGCAUGACUGAGGCAGGCUAGGCGUCCCUCUAGGGGCCUCAGGCUGUCACCCAAAAGUGGCCUGGGCAGCCCCACCCAUGGGAGCCAGGCUGUAGCAUCUGGAAAGGGGGUUGAUUAGCACUUCAUAUUGGUCUCCACUGCCCCCUCGCCAAUCUCCUCUGCCUUUUGGCUCCUGAGAAAGCCUCCUUGGCAGAUUUGUGGGUACAGUCUGUUUGGAGAUGCAGAAACCUUGCCCUAAUGUAAGAACUUACCCCCAGGAACAGAAUGUACUUCUGGCCCUACAUCUAACUUCCUAUUUCCUGAUAGAAAUAGGAAGCAAAGUCCAGCCAGAUGCUACCUGACAGCCCAGAUGUGUGCCCCCCACUCCAGGCAGGUUGGAAUCUUCACCCUAACACCUGGCUGAAGGUUGAGGCACUGGCUGCCCAGAGACACCAAGAGCCUAGUCUCCAUCCUUAUGUCGGGUCUACCUCCCCCCCUGUAAAGCCCUGGGGGCUGAGGAAGCACUCCCAUCCGCCUCAGCCUCCGUUUCCGAAGCCCACACCUCCACUUGGGGGGCCAGGGGCCCACUCAAGGACCAGCCACCCCACACCCUUCAGUACAGCGUCCCAGAAGGCCUACACGUACCGGCAUGCAUAAAAAGGCCCACCCAUUAGCGCUGCACCAUCACCCCCACCCCAGCCAAAGUCUACCAGCCCUUUGCUAGGGUUCUCGCGCUGCUAGUGUGCAAGCCCCUUUGGAAGUAUUUUAAGGGUCUCUCUCCUGAAUUUCUUCUCAUGGAGUUCCCAGAGACAAGUGACCCAUGAUAUGGAGCACACUCCCAAUACCUAUGGGAAGCUCCUUAAAAAAACCAAGAUCAUGAGAUGAAACUUCAAACUCUUGGGGGAUCUAUGCCUCCCACAAAGACAGGGAGAAAGAGGUUCCCAAGGGGAGUAAGCAAACGUAUUUUCACCCGAUCUUCUCUUUACUCCAGGCCUACCAGCUAAAUAUCCCUUCUAGGUACAGCAAGCCUAUAUCCAAGGCAUAGACUUCAAGUCCCUCCGAGCCCAUAGAUGGUGACCAGAGCUGCUCAGGCAAACGGCAGACAGCGGGGAAGCACAGCCCGACAAGCCUAGGGCCUCACUGCGGGGCAGGACGCCCACUCACGAAGGCAGCAGGCCAGGGGCCAGGUUAAGGGCCAGAUAUGGGGCCUUGCCCACCCCACUCACAGCUUUGGCCAAGGGUAGUGUAGGAAAGUGUUGGGCUUCAUGAGGUGGAGGCUAUGCGGGAGGACAUGGCCCAAGGGCAACAGAGACUGAAUCAAAGGUUUGAUGCCUUAAAUGCUUUGGAACUUUUACCCUUAGAGUCUGAAGUUGUUACAGAGGCAACAGCUAAGACCGCCCGGAGAGAUGUUGACAAUACCCGGACUGCUCAUACCUAACAGCAGGGAUCAAAGUUUUCUCCAAAUACACAUUUUUAAGAAUCAA
Molecule: messenger RNA, 2561 nt
Organism: Hyaena hyaena (striped hyena)
Lineage: Eukaryota; Metazoa; Chordata; Mammalia; Carnivora; Hyaenidae
Gene: LRRC75A
Product: leucine rich repeat containing 75A
Exons: 4
Coding region: 41-1075 (344 amino acids)
Source: RefSeq, a predicted model, not a curated record